CUAGAUGGAGGGUGGGGGGGAUCCCAGGGAGUCGCUGCAGAGGGAGGCCGGGCUGAGAUGAGCACAGCCCCAGGAUGACAACUGGUGGCAGCAGUGGGAUGUACUGCACCCUGUGGACAGAGCAUCCUGCAGUAAGUGACGGGGGAGCAGUAAAACGAACCGGGAUUGACGAGGACCAGAUGUGCUGAAGGCUCAGAGAGGAGCGGUUUCGGGGGGCGAAGGAGCCACGCUUAACCUCCGGGAGCGUGUGACCAUGAGAAGGACUCUUGUAGGAACGGGAUCCCCCUCAGGACUGCAGCGAGCGGUCCCAGGGGCGGAGGAGUCUGCAGCUCGACCCUGGCAAAGAGGUGGUGACCUCGAGAAGGGCUGGCACACAAGGGGUUCUCCCUGGAAACCGUGGGGAGCUGAGAGCACACAGGCCUGCAAGUCCACAACACCUGGGAAGAGCGGAGUGAGGGCCUGUCACCGUCUCCUUAAGCAGGACCUGGUGGAGCUGUGCAGGCAGACGGGGCUGCACCGUGGAAGAUUCACCAAGGCGCAGCUGAUUGCCCGCUUGAAAGAGGAGAAUCACUCUAAAGAGCCAGUUCCUGACCCAGCUGGGGCCCCGAGAGAGGCUGGGAACCAGGCGGCCCCAGGGCUCACCUGAACCACUGACCCAACUGGGGAUGCAGGAGGGGCUGAAAGCAGCCAGGCAGCCCCAGGACCCACCUACCUGACCAGCAGGGGAUCUUCAUGGCCAAGUUCCCCAUUGGUGGAGCUGAGACAGUUGGAGUUGGAAAUGGAACUGACAGAGCUGGAGGACCGGGAGGAGGACCGGAAGGAGGAACGGGAGGACCGUGAGAAGGACCGGGAGGAGGAACGGCAGGACCGGGAGAAGGACCAGGAGGAGGAAUGGCAGGACCCGGAGAAGGACCGGGAGGAGGAACGGGAGGACCGUGAGAAGGACCGGGAGGAGGAACGGCAGGACUGGGAGAAGGACCGGGAGGAGGAAUGGCAGGACCCGGAGAAGGACCGGGAGGAGGAACGGCAGCACCGGGAGGAGGAACGGCAAGACCGGGAGAAGGAUCGGGAGGAGGAAUGGCAGGACCGGGAGAAGGAUCGGGAGGAGGAAUGGCAGGACCGGGAGGAGAAACGGCAGGACCGGGAGGAGGAACGGCACGACCGGGAGAAGGACCGGGAGGAGAAACAGCAGGACCCGGAGAAGGACCGGGAGGAGGAACGGCAGGACCCGGAGAAGGACCGGGAGGAGGAACGGCAGGACCGGGAGAAGGACCGGGAGGAGGAACGGCAGGACCGGGAGAAGGACCGGGAGGAGGAACGGCAGGACCGGGAGAAGGACCGGGAGGAGGAACAGCAGGACCGGGAGAAGGACCGGGAGGAGGAACGGCAGGACCCGGAGAAGGACCGGGAGGAGGAACGGCAGGACCCGGAGAAGGACCGGGAGGAGGAACGGCAGGACCGGGAGAAGGAUCGGGAGGAGGAACGGCAGGACCCGGAGAAGGACCGGGAGGAGGAACGGCAGGACCGGGAGGAGGAACGGCACGACCGGGAGAAGGACCGGGAGGAGGAACGGCAGGACCAGGAGAAGGACCGGGAGAAGGACCGGGAGGAGGAACGGGAGGACCCGGAGAAGGACCGGGAGGAGGAACGGCAGGACCAGGAGAAGGACCGGGAGAAGGACCGGGAGGAGGAGGAGGGAGGACCCGGAGAAGGACCGGGAGGAGGAACGGACCGGGAGGAGAAACAGCAGGACCCGGAGAAGGACCGGGAGGAGGAACGGCAGGACCCGGAGAAGGACCGGGAGGAGGAACAGCAGGACCGGGAGAAGGACCGGGAGGAGGAACAGCAGGACCGGGAGAAGGACCGGGAGGAGGAACGGCAGGACCGGGAGAAGGACCGGGAGGAGGAACAGCAGGACCGGGAGGAGGAACGGCAGGACCCGGAGAAGGACCGGGAGGAGGAACGGACCCGGGAGGAGGAACGGCAGGACCGGGAGGAGGAACGGCACGACCGGGAGAAGGACCGGGAGGAGGAACGGCAGGACCAGGAGAAGGACCGGGAGAAGGACCGGGAGGAGGAACGGGAGGACCCGGAGAAGGACCGGGAGGAGGAACGGCAGGACCAGGAGAAGGACCGGGAGAAGGACCGGGAGGAACGGGAGGACCCGGAGAAGGACCGGGAGGAGGAACGGCAGGACCAGGAGAAGGACCGGGAGGAGGAACGGCAGGACCGGGAGAAGGACCGGGAGGAGGAAUGGCAGGACCGGGAGAAGGACCGGGAGGAGGAACGGCAGGACCGGGAGAAGGACCGGGAGGAGGAACGGCAGGACCUGAGAGACAGAGGCAGCAUGAACUGGCGAUGGCGGAGCAGAAAUACCUCUGCCGUGGUGCGUGGGGAUGGGCCCAGGGGAGCUAAGCCCGCAGGGAACCCCAAUACCAAAGUGGUGCCUCGGUUUAAGGAAGGGGAUGACAUCGGCGCCUCCCUCACUGCCUUUGAGGAGGCCGCAAUGUGCCCAGUCGACCUGCAGACCAGCUUUGGCGUCUCGCCCCCUUCCUGGGACCCACAGCCCUAG
Molecule: messenger RNA, 2572 nt
Organism: Caretta caretta (loggerhead turtle)
Lineage: Eukaryota; Metazoa; Chordata; Testudines; Cheloniidae
Source: RefSeq, a predicted model, not a curated record